ACUUAGUACCACACGUUGUAUGCUGGGCGCGCGCGUGCACCAAAACUGCGUGCGCGCGCGUGCAAACAAAAUCACGCGCGCGAAAUAUGCAAUUGUGAUGUAAUAAUUGGAAUAGAACUGUUUGCUAACGAGUUAGCUGAGCGUUAAUUACUUUGUUGAGCACUAAAGAUCUUCAAUGUCUGCCAUAACGCGCUUUUUCUCCCAUGUUAUGUCCAAACAAUCUUUCAACGCACGGUUUUUGCGACAAAAUGGUUACGAACUUCUGGACGAUGAGCCUCUUGGAGAGGGCUCCUACGCAAAAGUUAGAAGAGCAUAUUCAAGAAAAAUGAAGCUUCAUGUAGCCAUUAAGAUACUCGACCGUAGAAAGGCUCCUGACGACUUUUUAAAGAGAUUUCUUCCUCGGGAAUUGAGCGUUAUCCAACUGCUAGAACAUCCACACAUCAUUCGUCUGUACGAAGUAUUGGACACCGGUGACAGAGUAUUUGUGGUGAUGGAUAUUGCAACUGGGGGCGACUUGCUGGAUUACAUAAAGACAAAAGGAUUCGUAAAAGAAAACCUGAGCAGGAGAGUCUUCACGCAGAUGUUGCAAGCUGUUAAGCAUUGCCAUGAAAAUGGAGUCGUGCACCGCGACUUAAAAUGCGAGAACAUUUUAUUGGACGACAGAGCUAAUGUGAAGAUCACAGACUUUGGUUUUUCCAAGCAGUUUAACAAGUCAGAGUUUUGCAAGACUUUUUGUGGCUCGGCGGCAUAUGCAGCCUAUGAGAUUCUUAAAGGUAUUCCGUACGAUGGUGAAAAAGCUGAUGUGUGGAGUAUGGGCGUGGUCCUUUACACCAUGGUGACGGGCCGGAUGCCCUUUGAUGACAGUGACAUGAAGGUGUUACUGGGGCAGAUUACGCGAGGCGUGAGCUUCAGCAAACCGAAGCAACAGAUUUCAGACGACUGCAAGGAUCUCAUUCGUAGGAUGCUGAACUUAGAUUUCACGAAGAGAAUAAGCAUUGAAGAUAUCAAAUGUCAUCGAUGGCUCGCGGGUUCUUCAUCCACACAGCGCUCUGGAAGUAGCCAUUCGGGACUGGCAUGUUCUUCAUCAACUACAGUGGACGAUUGUUGAUGCAUAAAUCAAUCGCGCAAUUUACUAGAUAAAUGUUGUGUUGUUUUUUUUUUCGUUUGAUAGAGUAGGGUACAUGAA
Orbicella faveolata is the source of this 1186-nucleotide messenger RNA. RefSeq names its product testis-specific serine/threonine-protein kinase 3-like. Gene Ontology annotation, biological process: protein phosphorylation; intracellular signal transduction; microtubule cytoskeleton organization. Gene Ontology annotation, molecular function: ATP binding; tau-protein kinase activity. Gene Ontology annotation, cellular component: cytoplasm. NCBI's taxonomy places the organism in Eukaryota, Metazoa, Cnidaria, Anthozoa, Scleractinia, Merulinidae. The record is from RefSeq and is a predicted model, not a curated record.